AUGUAUUGGCUUAAUGUAUGGGGGUUCAGAGGCGUGGUUGAAUGUGGAAGGCCGAUGAGGAUGGACUAUGGUUCUCUUGCAGCUGUGGGCGUAGGAAAGAAUGCCUACAUUGAGGCCAGCCUUCUUGAUAUUGCCUAUGCACACGCCGUAUACCCCGUGCGGAGCCAAGUAAUGGGCUCGGAGAGUGCAACCAUUAAAGACAUUGAUCAAACCACUGACGAGGGUGACCGAGAGGAGAUAGCUGCGCAAGAGAACGGAAGUGACAGAUGCGACGACGAAGAUCCCGUGCACGCAGAUGACGAGCUGAGCGACGAGCUGCCAAGACCGCACUCAAAAGAAUCUACGGGCCUUUGUUACUAUUGCCCGGAGAAGUACACCGGCGAACAUGUCUGCAACCGGAAGUUCUAUGCUCUCAUCGGUGUCGACGAUGACGAGGAGGUCCCUGACUUCUUCGAGUAUGAGCUGAAAGAGGCAGAAUAUGAGAGCAUGGUUAUCACAGGGGAUGUUUCAAGAAUACACGUCAUCAGCCCCAGCAUCCGCCCUCGUGCGAUCCGUCUCAAAGGGCAGAUCAAUGGAUACGUAGUGUCUGUACUGAUUGACGGUGGCAGUACACAUAAUUUCAUUAAGCCCGUCGUCGCGGAAAAGCUAAGUCUUCCCGUUCAUGAAAUCUCCCCAUUUCGUGUUUUUGUUGGCAACGGUGGAUCGUUGCGCUGCUCUUUUGCAUGUUUACAAACUCCAAUCUCCUUGCAGGGGACCUCUUUUGACAUCGAUUUAUUCAUCCUACAAGUCAAAGGGCCGGAUGUCAUCUUGGGCAUCCAAUGGCUUCAGGAAUUGGGCGAUGUCACAAAGAACUAUCGGAACCUGACUAUGCGGUUCGAUUGGGGAGACAAGCAGGUAUUUUUACAGGGUGAUGGCGUCGUUCCGAGGCAGAUAUCAUACAACAAUUUGUUCUCUCUCAUGGACCACGAACCGGAAUGUGAAUUGUUUGAAUUGGUCGCCUCUACACCGGAUAGUGCGACGGCCGACUUGACUUCGCCACAGUCGCCGGUGGCACAAGAGGUAUCAUGGGUCCUUGAUAGCUUUGGCUCGGUUUUUGAUGUGCCGACGUCCCUCCCACCGUCACGCCAAUGGGACCACAAGAUUCACCUGCCUGCCGGUACACGCCCUAUUAAUGUUAAGCCUUAUCGGUAUCCCUACUUUCAGAAAACUGAAAUUGAGCAUCAAGUGAAAGAGAUGAUGACGCAAGGGGUGAUUCAACCAAGCACCAGCCCAUUCUCGUCGCCGGUCUUAUUGGUGAGCAAAAAGGAUUGCACGUUCCGUUUUUGCGUGGAUUACAGGGCUCUGAACGCUGCCACUACCCCUGACCACUUCCUUAUCCCUACGGUAGAUGAGCUUUUUGAUGAACUAAAUAAGGCUAGGGUUUUCUCCAAGUUGGACCUAAGGUCGGGUUACCAUCAGAUAAGUAUGCACAUGGGUGACAUCCACAAAACAGCCUUCCGAGCAGAUGACGGUCAUUACGAAUUCUUAGUGAUGCCCUUUGGCCUUACCAAUGCGUCCUCUACCUUUCAGGCGGCAAUGAAUAGUAUCUUUCGGCCGUUUCUGCCCAAAUUCGUCAUUGUUUUCUUUGACGAUAUCUUGGUAUAUAGCAGCUCCAUGGACGACCAUUUAACUCAUCUAGAGCAGGUUCUCCAUAUUCUACGUCUCAAUUGCUCCUACAUAAAACUCUCCAAAUGCUCCUUUGACGUCAACACUGUUGAUUACCUAGGCCAUAUUAUUACAGCGGGAGAACUUCGGGUUGAUCCGGCAAAGAUCGAGGCCAUGACGGCCUGGCCUACGCCAGCCAUAGUUAAGCAGUUACAUGGUUUUCUUAGCUUGACAGGAUAUUACAGGCGUUUCGUUCGAAACUAUUCCAUUAUUGCAGCUCCACUCACUGAUCUGCUCAAGAAGGAGGGUUUUCUAUGGGAUUCCGCAGCACAAGAAAGCUUCACCGCAUUAAAGAAAGCUAUGACAGAAGCCCCGGUUUUGCAUCUGCCGGAUUUUGACCUCCCUUUCACUAUUGAGACCGAUGCUUCUGAUUUCGGGCCUAAAGGAUUUACUGUCACAAAUUGUGCAAACCCCGGACCAACAAUUCUAUAUCCUAAGCUUAUGGGUUUCAAAUUCACUAUCGAGUACAAGUCCGGCGCAUCCAACCGCGUGGCUGACGCGCUCUCACGGCGGGAUCCGGAUUCGACUGUCGGCGAGGCAGCGCUGUUGGCGUUAUUUGCUCGACCGAGACCGAUGCUCUUGGAGGCAAUCAAGUCAGAAAAUGCUGCCCUUCCAGACCUGCUGCAGCUGCACCAAGCGGUCCUCGCUGGGACCGCACCGCCGCACGUCUCGGACGUCGACGGAGUUUUGUAUUUCAAACACCGUUUAUACCUUAGCCGGGAUUCUUUGCUACGACCUGACAUCUUGCGGGAGUUGCACGAUGCGAAGUCAGCCGGCCACCCAGGUGAGAAGCGAACGUUUGCCCGCGUCUCCUCUUCCUUUUUCUGGCCGGGAAUGAGGGCCGACGUGCGCAGAUACGUCGCAGCGUAUCCAGUAUGUCAGGCGACCAAGUAUGUCACCGCCAAACCUUCCGGACUACUUCAACCAUUGCCAAUCCCGAACUCGGUAUGGGCUGCGACCUCUAUGGACAUUAUAGUGGGUCUCUCGCCGUCGUAUGGCUAUACUGCGAUCAUGGUUGUGGUAGAUCGCCUCUCCAAAUAUGCUCAUUUCGGAGCUCUGCCCACUGGAUUCGAAGCGCCGAAAGUCACAAAAUUGUUUGUCAGCACGGUUGUGAAGCUCCACGGUUUUCCAGAAAGAUUGUUAUCCGAUCGUGACGCUAUUUUUAUGAGUGAAUUCUGGACAGAAUUGAUGGCUCUCAGUGGAAUUAAGCUGGAAUUUACUACGACAUAUCACCCUCAAACAGAUGGCCAGACCGAGGUUACCAAUAGAUCUCUUGAACAAUAUCUUCGCGCUUUUACGUUUGAGCAACCAAAGAAGUGGUUCGAGUUCUUGCCUUGGGCGGAGCUCGCAAUGAAUUGCAGUAUCAAUGUUAGCAUCGGAAUGUCCCCCAUCAGGGCUCUCUAUGGUCGGGAUCCGCCCAAUAUCUUUAACACGCCGGCGAAGCCAGUGGCAAAUGAAGCUGUCGCGGCACACUUAGGGGAAUGA
This is a messenger RNA of Salvia splendens (bonfire salvia), 3189 nucleotides long. RefSeq lists its product as uncharacterized. Gene Ontology annotation, biological process: DNA integration. NCBI's taxonomy places the organism in Eukaryota, Viridiplantae, Streptophyta, Magnoliopsida, Lamiales, Lamiaceae. The record is from RefSeq and is a predicted model, not a curated record. The transcript has 4 exons. Gene Ontology annotation, molecular function: nucleic acid binding. The coding region runs from base 1 to 3189 and encodes 1062 amino acids.